AUGAAUUGUGUAGAACAAAUUAUUGAGGAAGAAGAAGAGGAUGAGGUAAUAUUUGGAUAUGUUCGCAGAAAAAUUCAAGACGAAACUUUGAACUCAGAAUUAUUUGAACUCGAAGUAAAUUCAAAUGUGUUCAGAGUAUGUUCAUUAGAGCCCGAAGUUAUUCAUUUGAAUCUAGUGGGGUUAAAUGGACUCGAAGUAGGGUUGUUACAGCUAGUGUUGUCAUUUGACACAUAUGACGUUCGGUCACCAGGUCUUAAAUAA
This is a messenger RNA of Scutellospora calospora, 261 nucleotides long. NCBI's taxonomy places the organism in Eukaryota, Fungi, Glomeromycota, Glomeromycetes, Diversisporales, Gigasporaceae. The record is from the annotation of a GenBank genome assembly.